AGCUAAGAGAGACGGUCGCUCAUGAGCGGGCGCGUCUUGGUAACCGAUCUCAAUUUGCCGCUACAUUCAAUGUUCCAGAACGCCGAGUCAUACACCAUCCAACCAUCUCUACCCAGUGUGUAAAUAAGUGAAAAAUAAAUACAAAUCGAAGGAAAACAAAACAAAGAGAAAUCAUGUAUUCAGCGAAAAACGUCCGCCCGCGCAGCAGUCUCUCCACAGACGACAAUCAUCGGAUCAAGGACACCAACCGGCCCCACAAGGCCCCAAGCAACACGAUCCUCACUCUGGCCGCUUUCUGUGUCUUCCUCCUGGUGCUCUGCGGCUUCCUGCUGGGUGCCCUUGUCUACGUCGGUAAGAAUAUUGCCGACGAGCAUCAGAGGCAGCAGCAGCAGCAGCAACUCGCCGCCAACAGUUCACAGUUGGCCUCGAACGGUGGUUUUCGCACAGUGUACGUGGACCGGGAUCAGUUGCUCUCCACAAAGCCCAUACUGAGCGUCCUCGCAGAUAACCGAGUCCACACCACCCAAUUGCCCGGUAGCAGUAAGAACCACGCCAUGGCCACCCUAGCGCCCGCCGUCAAAGUCGCCAGCAAGGUGCUCCAGCAUCUGGGAUUCCGGCUGCCCCAGCAGAUCAAGCCCAGCAAGUACCGCCUGAAACUGCGCCCGGAUCUCGAACGGAAGAACUAUUCCGGCAACAUUAGCAUCAGCCUCCAGGUGUUGGAGCCCAUAGCAUUUAUUCCCGUCCACGUCAAGAAGCUAAAUGUGAGCACCGUGGAGGUGCAGCGCCUGGACGAAUCGGGAGCACCGCUGAAGAGCAUCAUCCCAACACUGACCUUCGCCCAUCCGGAGUUCGAGUACUGGGUCACGGAAUUCGAUCAACCCCUGGAAGUGGGCAACUACUCGCUGAGCCUCAACUUCAGCGGAUCGCUAAUCGAUCGUAUUACGGGAUUGUACCAGAGCUCCUAUCUGGACAAGCUAAAGAACCGCACCAGACCGAUUGCGAGCACCAAGUUCGAGCCAACGUACGCCCGACUGGCCUUCCCCUGCUUCGACGAGCCUGCCCUGAAGGCCCAGUUUACCAUCACUGUCGCACGUCCCAGUGGCGAUGAGUACCAUGUGCUCUCCAACAUGCCGGUGGACAACGAGUAUGUCGAUGGCGACCUCACCGAGGUGACGUUUAGGGAGAGCGUGCCUAUGAGCACCUACCUGGCCGCCUUUGUGGUCUCUGACUUCGCCUACAAAAGCACCAUAGUGGAGGGAACUUCCAUUGAACUGCGUGUUUUCGCCCCCCCUGCCCAGGUGGAGAAGACCCAAUAUGCUUUGGACAUGGGAGCUGGAGUUAUUGCCUACUACAUCGACUACUUCAACACCUCGUACCCGCUGCCAAAGUUGGACAUGGUGGCCAUACCCGAUUUUGUGUCCGGGGCCAUGGAGAACUGGGGUCUUGUCACCUACAGAGAGACUGCUCUUUUGUACGACGAAGAGACCAGCUCCAGUGUGAAUAAGCAACGUGUGGCCAUCGUAGUGGCUCAUGAGUUGGCCCACCAGUGGUUCGGUAACCUCGUCACCAUGAACUGGUGGAGCGAUCUCUGGCUGAACGAGGGUUUCGCCUCGUUUGUGGAAUACAAGGGUGUAAAGCAAAUGCACCCGGAUUGGGACAUGGACAACCAGUUUGUGACCGAAGAGCUGCACCCAGUAUUGACCAUCGACUCUACUUUGGCCUCCCAUCCCAUUGUCAAGUCUAUCCAAAGCCCCGCCGAGAUCACUGAGUACUUCGACACCAUCACUUACUCCAAGGGCGCCGCCUUAGUUCGUAUGCUGGAGAACCUGGUGGGCGAGCCCAAGCUGAAGAAUGCCACCACUCGUUACCUGAUUCGUCACAUUUACAGCACUGCCACCACGGAGGAUUACCUCACUGCCAUCGAGGAGGAGGAGGGUCUCGACUUUGAUGUUAAACUGAUCAUGCAGACCUGGACGGAGCAGAUGGGUCUCCCAGUCGUUCAGGUGGAGAAGAGUGGCACUACCUACAGGCUCACUCAGAAGCGUUUCCUAGCCAACCCGGAUGACUAUGCAUCCGAAGCGGAAGCCUCAUCCUUCAACUACCGCUGGUCGAUUCCCAUUACUUACACCAGCAGCAUCAACAGCGAGGUGCAGUCCACCAUCUUCAACCACAAUGAUAACGAGGCCAGCAUAACGCUGCCCAGCGAGCCUAGUUGGAUAAAGUUUAACAAGGAUCAGGUUGGGUAUUAUCGCGUCAACUACGCCAACGAGCAGUGGGCAGCACUUACCAGUGCUCUGAAGGCCUCCCGUGAGACCUUCAGCACGGCUGAUCGUGCUCAUUUGCUGAACGAUGCCAACACCUUGGCCGCUGCCGGACAACUGGACUACGCCGUGGCGCUGGACCUGAGCACUUACCUUGAGAGCGAGGUCGACUAUGUGCCCUGGAGCGUGGGAACGUCGUCGCUGGCCACGCUGCGCAACAUUGUCUACUACACCGAUUUGUACAGCAACUUUACCACCUACGCCCUGAAACUGCUCACACCCAUUGUUGAGCGAGUAACUUUCACCGUGGGCACCAAUCAUCUGGAAAAUCGCCUUCGCAUCAAGGUUCUGAGCUCCGCUUGUAGCCUGGGACACGCAAGCUCCCUGCAACAGGCUGUCACGCUGUUUAACCAGUGGUUGGCCAGUCCGGAGACCAGACCCAGUCCCGAUGUCAGGGACGUCGUCUACUACUACGGUAUGCAGCAGGUGAACACUCAGGCCGUCUGGGAUCAGGUGUGGCAACUAUACAUGGACGAGAGCGAUGCCCAAGAGAAGCUGAAGCUGAUGAACUGCCUGGCCGCCGUGCAAGUGCCCUGGCUGCUGCAGCGAUACAUCACCUGGGCAGGUGACGAGUCUAACGUGCGUCGCCAGGACUACUUUACGCUGCUGGGUUACAUCUCCAGCAAUCCGGUGGGCCAAAGCCUGGUCUGGGACUAUGUCCGCGAGAACUGGGAACAGCUGGUGGCACGCUUUGGUAUCAAUGAGCGUACCCUGGGUCGAUUGAUUCCUACCAUCACAGCUCGCUUCUCCACGCAAACCAAAUUGGAGGAGAUGGAGCAAUUCUUUGCCAAAUAUCCCGAGGCCGGAGCCGGAACUGCGGCCCGCCAACAGGCUUUGGAGGCGGUGAAGGCCAACAUCAAGUGGCUGGUGGUGAACAAGGCUAAGGUGGGCGAAUGGUUGGCCAACUACGUUCAGCAGUCCUCCGUCACCAAUCGCAUCCAAUGAGUCGCCAGUCCCCAAAUCAGCCACUAGCACCCUGUAAAAUAUCAAUAAUGUAAAAACUACCAAUGGAAUUGAACAUAGUCUUAGCUAACGAAUGCAGCUAUUGCAUUUCAAAUGUGAACGAAGAAUUGUGAAUGCGUAUGAUAUUUUUGAAGAAAAUACAAGAUAAAAAUU
This is a messenger RNA of Drosophila serrata, 3437 nucleotides long. Its product is annotated as glutamyl aminopeptidase. Gene Ontology annotation, cellular component: membrane; cytoplasm. Gene Ontology annotation, molecular function: metalloaminopeptidase activity; zinc ion binding; peptide binding. The record is from RefSeq and is a predicted model, not a curated record. NCBI's taxonomy places the organism in Eukaryota, Metazoa, Arthropoda, Insecta, Diptera, Drosophilidae. Gene Ontology annotation, biological process: proteolysis; peptide catabolic process.